Anopheles marshallii is the source of this 693-nucleotide messenger RNA. RefSeq lists its product as uncharacterized. The coding region runs from base 1 to 693 and encodes 230 amino acids. NCBI's taxonomy places the organism in Eukaryota, Metazoa, Arthropoda, Insecta, Diptera, Culicidae. The record is from RefSeq and is a predicted model, not a curated record. The transcript has a single exon.
AUGUCUUCGAAAAAAAGUGCCAAAACAGUAACGAUACAGUUGCGACCAGUGAAUCGUGGGAGAACCUCCACCGAACAGCAGCAAACUGCAGGCCCUUCCAGUGGACCGCCCAUCAAACCGGUCGGAAUUAAAUCGCGCUACAAAAUUUAUGAAAUACCACGCAAAUCCGAAUUUUCCGAAUAUCUUGAACGGAUACGGCGUGAACAAGAAGUACGGCAGGAAAGAGAUGCAACCAGCCGUGCGAUACACGCACGAGAUGAAGCAGCGGGUCCUAGUCAACAAUACGAACCUCUACAGAACUUUCUCGAAUUCGAUAAACCGAUCACCCUCAUGCGACAGGGAAGUGUGGUUGAGUAUCGACCGAAGGAGCGGCAUCCGUUCAAGGAGCUGGUCAGCAACUACCUUAGACGACCCUCAUAUACGAAAAAAACGAUCCGACCAUACAAGCUGCCCAUCGUACAAAGCUGGGAGCAAGCGAUAGAAGAGUCGCUGAGAAAGAUGGCCGCGGAAAGAUCGACUCGGGGUGAAAUUUGGAAACAAUCCCGGCUAAAGUGGUUGGAAGAUUUGGAAGAAGCGAAUAGAACACUACCGGCAUCGCACAGAACCGCCAGUAGAGAGGAAGGUAUUCAUCCGUCUAUAUGCUGUUUUCUUAUGUGGUGUCGGCAUCGCCAUCAUCGUGCGUCAGAUAGGUAA